Messenger RNA from Talaromyces marneffei, 855 nucleotides. RefSeq lists its product as uncharacterized. The record is from RefSeq and is a predicted model, not a curated record. NCBI's taxonomy places the organism in Eukaryota, Fungi, Ascomycota, Eurotiomycetes, Eurotiales, Trichocomaceae. The transcript has 2 exons. The coding region runs from base 1 to 855 and encodes 284 amino acids.
AUGUCGGAUUCUCAAACAACAGGAGAUAGCUACGGCGGACCUCGACACGAAGGUGAGUAUGUCCGUCUCCGGGUUCAACAUGAGCUCGUCAAAAUCAACAUGGACGGCAAGCUCGCGCGGGCGCCAAUAGACUUCUCCAAGCCAGAUAUCAAGAUCCUUGACUCUGCCACUGCAGAUGGAUACUGGCUUGUGGAUCUUGCAAAAACGUACUCGCUCGCCCCAACAGCGCAACUAGUCGGCGCGGAUAUCGCAUCGCAACACUUUAUACCGAUUGAGCAGCGCCCGGCCAAUCUUGAGCUCAUUCUUCAGAAUAUCUUCGACGAAUGGCCUGAGCAGUACCACAAUUAUUUCGACCUAGUGCAUCAGCGAUUUGUGCUACCCGUUUGCAACGAUGCGAAGAGCGUCGAUGCCAUCACCAAAUUAUUUUCCUGCGUCAAACCGGGCGGAUAUAUCCAAAUCCACGAUGGAGACAUGGAAACUAUCAUUGACGGGCCCGAGCAUGCUGCCAUGGCGCAAUUCCGCGAUAUGAUGGGGAAAGCUUGGAAGAUGAUGGGACAUAAUCUCAGUCCCGGACCCAAGAUUACGGGCUGGUUAAAAGAGGUUGGGGCUGAAGAUAUUGAGGAGACGCUCGUCAUAAACAAGUGCGGUCCUCUGGCCGAGGAUAAGGCUCAAGGAGAGCGUGCCAUCGCAGUAUUGUUGGCUCUGCUGGAUGGAGCCCAGGCAUUACUUGGUACUUUACCUGGCUUUCCGCCACCAGCGGAAAUUAGUCAAUUGCGGACGGCGCUUGAGAACGAGCUGAGAACUGUAGGAAAUGAAUGGCGGACUCAUGUUGUUGUUGCGAAGAAAGGCUUAUAA